Pseudo-nitzschia multistriata is the source of this 3163-nucleotide messenger RNA. NCBI's taxonomy places the organism in Eukaryota, Bacillariophyta, Bacillariophyceae, Bacillariales, Bacillariaceae. The record is from the annotation of a GenBank genome assembly.
CUACAGGCAAAAAUGAUUCAGUCGAAACAGUCAAUUUUAAAAUUUAGUAGUACUUCGGAACAAGGUCAAAGAAACCGAGGUUUCAGAGGCACGUAACCGGUACUCGUACUGCCCCCGCCCCGCUUUGUAGUCUCAUUCGUGCUUGUUGUACUCACCGUAUGUAGGUACCGUACGUUAACAUUUACGUGUAACAGGUCGUUCAUCAUCGCAUCGGGAGUGUUUUUCUUCACGUUCAACAUGCCGUGACCUCGUGUACCAGUCGAUGGUUUGUACGGCCAUAAGGUAUCGUGCGUACCAAAGAGCUUCUACAGAAAAUGAAGAAAGACGACUGCUGGUACGGAAACCAAACCGUACGAUACCGUAGCGUUCACAACGAGUUCUCUCGGAGGAGAUACACGGUACGGUAGCAACUCGAGCAUCAACACUCUCAUCUGUCUCGUUUCGUUCGUUUGGACCAUUCGCAUCCAAGUCCAAACCAGAAGACAAUCCGGGCUUUCCACCAAAGCGAACGAAACCAAAAGCAACAGCAGAACCUUCCCACCAUGAACCCGGACCUGAAGCGGGAGCGCGCCAACGCCACCUUCGACGUGGAAAAGAUCACCAACGUCCUCGACGGCGGCCGCGCCCGGACGGAGCGCCGCCGGUACCUGGAGGCCGUCAUCGCGAGGGACCCGACGGGGGUCUUUUCCAACGAGGACAACCACUACCUGCACCGGACCCAGAGACACCAGCGGGCGGUGGCCAAGGGCGUCCGGCUCAUCGAGGUCUGCCGCAAGCUGGGGAUCGGCGACGAGUGCCACGGGCGGAUCACCGAGAGCAGGGAUUUCCAGGUGAUCCUCGAGGCGGUGGCGGACGAUAUCCCGCUGGGUGAGUGUGCCGGGGCUUGCCGGGGUGUGCCUGCCUGUCUCUCUGCGACACCAGAGGUGCAUUCGCGCAGCGCAUCCCCGCAUCUAUGGUGUAGCGCUGUCUUUUUCGGAAUUCUUUUUCUGCUUCUGUCAACAGGCUUGUUUCUCACCUUGCGUGUCCUUCCGCACCGGUCGCUCCGGACGAACUCGAAUCUAACCCGCAACCACGAUUGUACCGACAUCCAUGAUGCGUGACGAAGCACUCCACUGGGUGAUGUUCCAGCCCAACAUCGUCAGCCUGUGCGACGAGGAACAGCAGUCCCGUUGGCUCCCCCUGUGCCGCGACUGGAAGAUGAUCGGCUGCUACGCGCAAACGGAGCUGGGGCACGGAUCGAACAUCCGGGCCCUGGAAACCACCGCCACCUUUUUGCCGGAAUCGAAGGGGGGCCAGAAGGGAGGCUCCUGGGUGAUCAACAGCCCCACCCUGACCAGCGGGAAGUUCUGGCCCGGGACGCUGGGCCGGACCGCGAACGUGAGUGGAAAACCGCACGGAUUGCAGUUUCGUUCGUUGUUUGCUGGCUGGCUGCUUCAGAAGCACAACAAACUCGUUGCCUCGAUGCAUCUGACUCACCGGUUCUCAAAUGUUGGGAUGGGAACUUUGUUCGGUGCCUUGGCAUAUAUUUGUUUUCUUUCGUUUCUUCCUUCCCUCCGCUCGGCCGUGGGACAAACAACAGCAUGCCAUGGUGAUUGCGCAGCUGAUCGAUGGCGACGGGAAACACCGCGGGAUCCAUAAUUUCUUGGUGCAGCUUCGAUCCAUGGAGGACCACACGCUGAUGCCAGGGGUCAAAACGGGCGACAUUGGUCCCAAGAUCGGAUACAACAACAUGGACAACKGGUUUGCCUAUUUCAAAAACGUUGUCAUCCCCCGCCGAAACAUGGCCAUGCGAUUCGCGAGCGUCGACGAGAACGGCAAGUACCGGAAAAAAACCAUGUCCGACGCCGCGUCCAAGAUCUCGUACAUCACGAUGAUGCAGGUUCGUUCCAUUAUCGUCGUGGGGGCCGCCAAGUGCCUCGGCAUGGCCUGCGUGAUCAACAUUCGCUACUCGGCGGUCCGCAAGCAAGGCUUUGCCGCGGACGGCAAGACGGAAAAUCAGGUCCUGGACUACACGCAACAACAACACCGGAUCUUCCCGCUCCUCGCAUUUUCCUACUGCACCUUUUUCUCGGGGCGAAGGCUGGCCAAGGAGCUAAAGGCCAUGGAGGACAAGCUCAUUGCCUCGAAACCGGUCCGCAAGGAAGACGUCUCGGACGUCCACGCAUCCUCCUCGGCCCUGAAAUCGUUCACCACCAUGAUCACCGCCGACGGAAUCGAGGAGUGCCGAAAGGCGUGCGGUGGGCACGGCUUUUUGCAGUCGUCCGGUCUCCCCGAACUGUUCACGACGUAUCUGCAGAGCCCCACGGUCGAGGGAGACAACCACAUGCUCCCCCAACAGGUGGUCCGGGUGUUGCUGAAGGUGGUGCAGGCCGUGAAAACGAACAAGGGCGUCGAGAACUUCAAAAACUGCAACUCGUACGAUUUGGUGCCCUCCCUCAGGGCCAUCCUGAGCGGCAGAAAAGAGCAGUGUUCCGCCAUUAACGCAAAGGACCUGUGCGACCUGCCCAAGCUCCUGGUCGCCUUCCGCCACCGAGCCGCCCGCCUGCUGGUGGUCGUGGCGUCGCAGAUGAACAAGGACAUUGCGGAGAACGGUACCGAGCCGCAGCAGGCCUGGAACAAUGCGCUGGUGGCAAUGUCGAAGGCCUCCAAGGCGUAUUCGCUCUACUUGCUCCUGCGAAACACCAUGGAGGGAAUCCUCGACGAGCAGCGCACGGGCGUCAUUGGCCGUGCCGAAGCGGAGGUUCUCGGCGAUCUGGCGCGCCUCUUUGCGCUCUACUGGAUGGAAAAGGACCUGGGCGACUUUUUGGAGGACGGGUACAUCCGACCGAACCAGGCGAAAUGGGUGUCCCCCAACGUUCUCAAAUACCUCGCCGCGAUCCGAAAGAACGCCGUUGCCCUGGUCGACGCCCAGGACUUUUCGGAUUUCCGCCUCAAGAGUGCACUGGGCCGGUACGACGGAAACGUCUACCCCCACAUCCUCAAGGCGGCCGAGAAAGAUCCGCUGAACGCCGUCGAUCCCGGACCGGGCUACAAUCCGGAACUGAAGCGCCUCAUUGCGGGUGGCGCGGGCGUCUAUGCGGGAACCGCGUCGCGUCUGUAAAGAAGACGCCUCGAUGAGGUUGCAAAAGCAGGGAUAGAUAAACAAUAAGAGAACGUGAAAGCG